AUGCGACACCUCACUCGGGCAGCAUUGCUGCUCUUCACCACCUUGACCGUCUUGGUCGCUGGCUGGUCGAAAGAGGACCACGAAAUCUUCCGCCUCCGCGAUGAGGUACAAAAAUCCGAAGGCCCCAAUGCCACUUUCUACUCCUUCCUCGCCAUCCCACCAUCCGCCAACAACGACGACAUCAACCGAGCCUACCGCAAACUCUCCCGCACCCUGCACCCCGACAAAGCCCGGAGCGCCUACAUCGCGUCCUACAAUGCUCCUCCGCCCAUCGCCAAGUCCAGCACGGACGGCAAAGCCUCGAAACCGAUCGUCAGCAAGAACAAGAAACCAUCCGAGUCGGAAUUGAAGAAGUUCCACCAAAAGGCUACAGCUCGAUUUGAAAGAUUGUCGCUUGUGACGAAUGUCCUGCGUGGGCCAGAGAGGUCGAGAUAUGAUCACUUUUUGAGGAAUGGCUUCCCUGCGUGGAGAGGGACGGGAUACUACUACGAGCGUUUCCGCCCUGGUUUGGGAACAGUUCUCAUCGGUCUGUUCAUCUUCGGUGGUGGAGCUGUUCACUACGCCGCUCUGUGGGUUGGAUGGAAACGGCAGCGGGAGUUUGUGGAGCGCUACAUUUCUCACGCACGGAGAAUGGCCUGGGGUCAGGACGGCUCUCUGAGCUCGAUUCCUGGGUUGGGAGGAGACACGAAUGGCUCUGCGUCACCUGCCGCCGGCAGUGGAGACGAGAGCAUGCAGUGGAACCGCAGACAAAAGCGCGAAAUGGAGAAGCAGAAGAAGAAGGAGGGUAAGCCGGGUUUCAAGAGUCCCAAGGCGGUGGAGAAGGCGAAGACGGAUGGUAUUUCCUCUCCUGUCGAGGCACCUGCCAGCCCUGUCGAUGGACCUGUGGGUGCGAAGAAGCGGACUGUGGCGGAGAAUGGAAAGGUGUUGAUCGUGGACUCCGUCGGCAAUGUGUUCCUGGAAGAGGAAACCGAGGAGGGUGAGAGGAAGAACUUCCUCCUCGACCCGGAAGAAGUCCCCGCGCCAACGAUCUACGAUACCGUCCUCGUCCGCCUUCCCGUGUUCCUGUACAACGUGUCUCUGGGCCGUGUAUUGGGUCGCCAAACAAGCGGCUAUGUUCUACAUGAGGUGCUCGAGGACGAGGAAGAGGAGGAAGAGCCGCAGGACGUGCAGACCUUGAGGAAAGCGGCGACACGCACAGGGCAUGAGAAUCAGGAUGCGAGAAGGCGGAAUAAGGCCAGGUAG
Messenger RNA from Zymoseptoria tritici IPO323, 1242 nucleotides. Its product is annotated as DNAJ domain-containing protein. Lineage: Eukaryota; Fungi; Ascomycota; Dothideomycetes; Mycosphaerellales; Mycosphaerellaceae. The transcript has 3 exons. The coding region runs from base 1 to 1242 and encodes 413 amino acids. The record is from RefSeq and is a predicted model, not a curated record. Gene Ontology annotation, cellular component: endomembrane system.